Saccostrea cuccullata (small rock oyster) is the source of this 1835-nucleotide messenger RNA. RefSeq names its product muscarinic acetylcholine receptor M3-like. Gene Ontology annotation, molecular function: G protein-coupled peptide receptor activity. Gene Ontology annotation, biological process: neuropeptide signaling pathway. Lineage: Eukaryota; Metazoa; Mollusca; Bivalvia; Ostreida; Ostreidae. Bases 142 to 1788 code for a protein of 548 amino acids. The transcript has a single exon. Gene Ontology annotation, cellular component: plasma membrane. The record is from RefSeq and is a predicted model, not a curated record.
AAGUUCAACGAAAUAUAUAUAAUUUUCAUAUCGGAAUAGUUGUUUUGGUUUAUAAGGCGUGUGUGAAUUGUGUUUUAAGACAUAGACUGUCUCAAAAUAUUAAUUUAGGAAUUAAAAACGCCUUUCCUGGAUCCCCAAACUAUGUCUACCUUGGAUUUUUCAGAAGAACGGAGACUAGAGGAUUGGAACAAGUCUUUAACUGUUCGUCUGAUACCGAAUGAUAUCGUUUUAGCUUUGUAUCUUGUGAUCGGUGUGAUAGGAAAUACUGUUGUCUUAUGUGUGUAUAUCAUGAGGUUCAGGGGUCAGCACGGUGAACGAUAUUUUGUCCCCUUCCUGGCACUCGCAGACCUGCUGGCAUGUAUCACGUGCGUUACUUUCACUUUCUACUUAAAUUUUCAUCAGGCAGAUUUCAAAAACGAGACUUUCUGUAAAGUCAUGUGGCCUCUUGCGACAGGAACUACAUUCAUGUCUGUUUUUCUGCUGUUGGUGAUUACUAUUGAGAGGUAUUUUAAGGUUUGUCGACCCUUUCACGAAUUCAAACAUAAACGACUAUUUCUUUUCAUUAUUGUCACAAUGUCCGUAUUUAUAGCAGCACCAAGUCCGUUCUUUUUUGGAAGAAGAGCUACGUUUAUUCCGGAGAGGAAUUUGACACGUUACAGAUGCACCGUAAUAAAGGAUAUAAACAGUCCUGGACCGAAUAUCUAUGGGUUUGUUUUGGGUAUGUUUAGUAUUUUUACUCCUAUCACUAUAGCAGCUGUUUACAUCAGGAUUGGUUGGAAACUUCGGGGACAAUUGAGAUUCCGACAACAAUUUCUAUCAACAAGGAACUCACCCCAGUUAUCAAAAUCUUUGGGCAGAGAUUGUCAUGGCCAUUCCUGUGAAACGUUGAUUUUAGACAGGCAGCAUCAUGGCACUCAUUUCAAACUUUUUAAGGAGAAAAUAAUUCUCCAUCAAAAUCAUUCAUGUUCAACGGAAUUCAGUGAUCAUGAUGAUAGACGCAUGGCAGAUAUGAAACAAAGUCCUGACGAACAAACAGAAGAAACUAGACACUUUGCUAAUGAGGGAAUAGUAAGUCAUAAAACUAAUGAGGCGUCAAAGGAAAACAAAUGUGACAUGCCAGGAUGUGCGAAGACGGAAGUUCCUGGAAACGCCCGCCAUUUUUCAUUGGAUUCUGGAGUCCAUUUAAGAUCGGUCGCCGUACAGCUUUCUCAAUUUAGACAACGAACUUGUAGUUCAACACGAAAGAUACAAAUACCGACUAGUUCAUUAACAAACCACACUCCUAAAACAUGCGUUAACGUUGAAACAAAUGAACAAAUAGAAAGUGUUAAUAAGAACAAUAACCCUGAUUCGUUAACAAAGUUUCGAAGCAAUGUUUGUGAGGUAUGUCAUUUGCAAACGUCUGAAAAUGCUCAUGUCAUUUGCUACCGUAACGCUUAUUUCAAUUCAAGUGCGAUUUGGGGUAGACAACUUCCGGAAUACCCAGUACGUAGACACGUGAACGCCCAUAAAGGUCACCUUGGCAUGCAUCGGUUCACAAUCAUGUUCAUGCUCAUCACCGGUAUCUGUUUUCUCUGUUAUCUCCCAAAAAUUUUCCUCUUAAUUCUGGAAUCGGUGAUGACGUCAUUCUGGGUGUCAAUUCCUGACCAGUAUCUAGGAUUUGUCCUAUUCCUGUACCGUUUUUAUAUAUUUAAUAAUGUCUGCAAUCCUAUCAUUUACUGCCUGUUUGAUUUCCGUUUCAGGCGGGAAAUUAAGUUCCUCUGUUGUCGUCGACGCAUAAUGUAUUAGCUCCUAUUAUGACUGUAUGUAUUAAUAAAGUUGUGUUUUGACAUUGU